GUUAAGAAAAUUUUAAUCAGCAAGUAUGGCGGGGGUUCGAAAAAAAGAAAUAGUAAAAUAGUUAUUGUAAUGUGAACAUUAAAUGCGCUUAAUGCAUAUCAUUGUCCGUUACUUCAGUAACCUAUUUUGCGACCAUGAGAUUGCUAAAACCUGGAUGGGUAACUCACGACGGUAAACCAAUAUUUUCCAUUGACAUUCAUCCAGAUGGAUCACGAUUUGCAACCGGUGGUCAAGGUGAUGACUCAGGGAAAGUUGUCAUUUGGAAUUUUGAGCCUGUCAGAGAUGAAAGAGCAGAGAAUGAUGAAAAUGUUCCCAGAGUCCUCUGUCAGAUGAAUAACCACCUUGCCUGUGUGAAUUGUGUGAGAUGGUCAAACAAUGGAACGUCCUUAGCAUCCGGCGGAGAUGACAAAUUGAUCAUGAUAUGGCAGACUUCUAGGGCUGGGGUUGGUCCUUCAUUUGGCUCCGGGACUCCAACCUACGAACAAUGGAGGCCAGCAGCAACACUAAGAGGCCAUUCAGGAGAUGUCCUUGACCUUGCUUGGUCCCCCAAUGACAGCUGGAUGGCAUCCUGCAGCAUUGAUAACACAAUCAUCGUGUGGAAUGCUGACAACUUUCCAGCUCAAGUUACAGUAAUAAAAGGCCAUGAUGGUUUGGUGAAAGGUGUCACGUGGGACCCGGUGGGAAAAUAUCUCGCCUCUCAGUCCGAUGACCGUAGUCUGAGAGUAUGGAGAACUAGGGACUGGAAAGAAGAGGCAAAAGUCACAGAACCAUUUACAGAGUGCGGGGGAACGACUCAUGUGCUUCGUUGUCAUUGGUCACCAGAUGGCGCCUACAUCGUGUCUGCUCAUGCUAUGAACAACUCUGGACCUACAGCUCAAAUUAUAGAAAGGGACGGCUUUAAAACCUCCCUGGAUUUUGUAGGACAUAGAAAAGCUAUAACUGUGGUGAGAUUCAACCCUAACAUAUUUUCAAAGAAAAUGAAGAAAGGAUUGGAACAGGCUCAACAAUACACGUGCUGUGCCAUUGGGAGUAAAGAUCGGUCACUUUCUGUUUGGUUGACAGCUCUUAAAAGACCACUGGUGGUGACCCAUGACCUAUUUGAAAAUACUAUCUUGGAUAUCAGCUGGAGCAAAUCUGGAUUGGAUCUGAUGGCAUGCUCCAGUGAUGGAACAGUGGCAUACAUUGAAUUCAGCAAGGACGAGAUAGGAGAUCCAAUGGCACAGAAUGACGUGGAGCUGUUUCUGGAGAAUAUCUAUGGGAAAUGUAUGACCAAAAACAAAUCCUCCACCAAUGGCACACAGGUUAUAGAGUCAGCAGCCUUACUCAAGCUACAGCAGCAAAAAGGAGAGGAGAUGCAGACAAAACUAUCCGAAUCCGAGGAUAGGUGUAGCCACAGCAGGAUGUCUGACAGCCAGGGAAGUCCGUUCAAGCCAACAGACAAACAAAUUGAAACAAAGACAGCAGACGGCAGGAGGAGGAUCACACCAAUAUUCUUAGCCCCACAACUGGAUGUUAAUGUUGGAGAAGCUCCUCUGCCGUUCAAAAGUCAAGGCAUCAAUUUCACCACCACCAAAGCUACCAGCAAAAUUGUUGUAGAAAAACAGGACAUUGUCACAAAGGGGAUAGUCUCCCCUUCCUCUCGAUCAAAUUUUUCAAAUUCCAACUUGUCAAACCAGACCAGUUCUUCAGUGAUGCCACCUUCUGGGGGGGAGGGGGUGUCAAAAUCAUCCCAGCCCCUUCCCCAGGGAGGCGAUACUACACCAAAAUCAACGCAAGAGGACUCUCCAUCUGCCCCCGGAUUAGAGAAAAUGGAUGUUGCCCGGGCCCCAGAAAGUACUCCUCCGGCUACUCCGAACAAAGUUAUCAAUGUGUCCAUUCAGCCAAUGAAAGCAUUGCAGUCAAAACCUAAAAUUAAGCAUCACUCGUCCGGAAAGAAGUUCUCAGAAAAAUCUGAUGUCAAGGACAAGUCUAUUGUCAAGGAUAAAAAUGAGGUCAAGGAGAAGGUUAAAACCCCCUUGGAGAAGAAUGAAAAAGAUAAGGUGAAAGACCACAAAUUGUCAACUGGUGUCAAACGGAAACACGAGGGUGAAAAGAAAGAGGAGAGAAGAGGACGUCCACGAAAAAUAGACAAGGAGCGAGCCCUGCUGUCAACCCCAGUCUCUCAUUACGCACCGCCCCCUGUGGAUGGUCAAGCAAUGCAGUAUAAAGCAGCAGCUCCCGAGCUGGAGUUACCUGUCGCCUCUACUCAGAAAACAUUCACUAAAGCUAUCGGAAUAAAGGAAAACUCUCUAAUGGUGGAGGUAGAAAACAACAUCAGUAUUGGAGUCCAUACACUGCACAAAAUGAGGUGUGUUCAGGAAGGACUUACACUCUGGGAGCAGGUCCUGAAUUCACCCAUUCUGCUGGUGGCUGGAUCAAAGACAGUUGUGUGUGCAGCUUGUGAGGAUGGCUCAAUGAAUAUGUAUUCCAGUACAGGGUCUCGACUCCUCCCCAGUAUCGUGUUAGACUCCAAAGUCUCCAGACUUCACAUCAAGGGCUUCUUUGUCAUGGCCAUUACACAGAAAGCAUUUCUCUAUAUCUGGAAUGUGCAGCACCACUCUGUGGUUAUCAGGAAAGAGUCAUUGAAAACAAUCAUAUCAGGGAGCGAUGACCUACAGAAGUCCAUGUUGACAGAGGAGGGAAUGCCCAUUAUUACAGUUCACAAUAAAAAAUCCUACACAUUCUCUAAAGAUAUGGGUACUUGGAUGCUGCUCCAUAACAAAGCUGAUGUGCUACAGCAGUGCUCCGACCACCACAGCUGUGCACCAGCUAAAGAUUCUACUAAAAUUCAGGGACCCCUGGCCUCAUUACAGACAUCACACGACAGACUGGGAAUGCAGGCCAGUCGUGUGUUCAGUGCUGGACAAUCCUUACAACAGAGUUCCACCCUCAGCCAUAUCGAGUCUCAGUUGGCAGCAUGUCUUUUGCUCAAGUCUGCUCCGGAGUACAAAUUCUGGCUGCAGACGUACACAAGAUAUUUGUCUCAGGAAGGAUUAGAGUCAGAAUCCAGGCAUAUUUUCGAGUCCAAACUCCGAGAUGUCUGUGAUGAUCUUUUGGGACCUGUGUAUAAGACAAUGGGAAAGUCCUCCUGGGAUCACCUGAUUCUGGGCAUGGAUAAGAGGACUCUUCUUCAUGAGAUUUUACCAAGCAUUGGUUCUAAUUUGAAACUCCAGAGACUGUUUACAGAGUAUCAUGACCAAUUGGAAUCUAUUGAGGACAGGUGAAUGGAAUUAUGGGAUAUUGUUGGUGGAAUUAUGGGAUAAUGUGGAAGCUUUGAUAAUGGCAUCUUCUUGCAUCUCCAAUCAAUACAUAGUCACACCUUCACAAUUCAUUUUGAUAUUUUUCAUGUGCACAUGUAUUGAUUUUAAAAAGAAGUGUGAUUUAUGACAAACUGUUAAUAGGGAGAUUAUUUCUUCAAAAUCAUGUAAAUUUGUCAGAUAAUUCUAUUAAAACUUUUAUAUAGUAGUGCUAGAUGAAUAUUGUGCAUAUAAAAUGUUUGUAGGAAAGACUGCCAAUAAAACAGUGCUACCAAUGCCAUUUUAAUACUACUUAUAAUUCAAUGUCAAUAAUGUAUGUCCAUUCUGUACCAUGUUUUCAAAGAUAUACAUUUACAAACCUUAAUUUUGGAAUUAGAAGCUUCUGUUGAUCAACCCUCUGAUAUUGCAGACCUGUCAAAUUGACACUAGAGACUACGGAAAACUUGUCAAUUACUAUCAAAUUUUGUCAAAAUAUUUUUUCAGCAAAAUGACACCUGUAUACUGUCAUCUGAUCGUACAAUCGGUACUUGUGACGUCAUCUGAAUAGAUCGUACAAUCUGUACUUGUGAUGUCAUCUGAAUAGAUCGUACAAUCGGUACUUGUGAUGUCAUCUGAAUAGAUCGUACAAUCGGUACUUGUGAUGUCAUCUGCAUAGAUCGUACAAUCGGUACUUGUGACAUCAUCUGAAUAGAUCGUACAAUCGGUACUUGUGAUGUCAUCUGAAUAGAUCGUACAAUCGGUACUUGUGAUGUCAUCUGAAUAGAUCGUACAAUCGGUACUUGUGACAUCAUCUGAAUAGAUCGUACAAUCUGUACUUGUGACAUCAUCUGAAUAGAUCGUACAGUCGAUACUUGUGACGUCAUCUGAAUAGAUGAUACAAUCGGUUCUUGUGACAUUUACUUGGUAUGCCUGUACAAUUUGAGUGUUUGUGUCUACCAGAUAAUAUUUCAGGGAGAGACUUUGUGAAAAGAUAGUACAAUAAUGUCAUGUAAAUCAAGAUGACAACAGUCUUUCUUUCCUACAUUUUUUCUCUUUUCUAGUGUUUUAGAUUUUUAUUUUUUUUUGUAAGAUGUGACAGUAUUAUGUUCCGACCUGUACCCACAGAGUAUCAUUGUGUCAACUGUUCUAAGCUGGUUGUUUACAGGAUUUUAUCAUGUUUUUAAAUUGAUAAUAAAUUUAUGAUGCAGA
Ostrea edulis (European flat oyster) is the source of this 4484-nucleotide messenger RNA. RefSeq names its product protein HIRA-like. Gene Ontology annotation, molecular function: nucleosome binding; protein binding. NCBI's taxonomy places the organism in Eukaryota, Metazoa, Mollusca, Bivalvia, Ostreida, Ostreidae. The coding region runs from base 135 to 3263 and encodes 1042 amino acids. The record is from RefSeq and is a predicted model, not a curated record. The transcript is spliced from 27 exons. Gene Ontology annotation, cellular component: HIR complex; nucleus. Gene Ontology annotation, biological process: chromatin remodeling; regulation of DNA-templated transcription; DNA-templated transcription.